Molecule: messenger RNA, 2314 nt
Organism: Condylostylus longicornis
Lineage: Eukaryota; Metazoa; Arthropoda; Insecta; Diptera; Dolichopodidae
Gene: Hmu
Product: adipocyte plasma membrane-associated protein Hemomucin
Exons: 5
Coding region: 167-1801 (544 amino acids)
Biological process (GO): biosynthetic process
Molecular function (GO): strictosidine synthase activity
Source: RefSeq, a predicted model, not a curated record
GCAAGUCUUGCUUCGUGUCUCUUAACUUUCUCCCGGCUUUUUUUCGUUGUAUUUGGCAAGACGAAGUUGAAUAUUAAAUUAUCUGAAACUAUUUUUUUAAGUUAACAAAAAGUUUUUAAUAUAUAGAAACUUUAUUAAUUGCGAUUUAGAAAAAUUUUAAUUAAAAAUGGGAUUGUUAUACAAUCUUUUUGUUCGACUCGUGAACUUUGCUGUUUUUUUUCUACUUAUAGUUUUAAUUCCUGGGUUACCACCUAACACUUACUUUCCAUUUACUUCAAUUGAGCUUAAGCCUCAACGAGAAUUAAAGGGACCUUUAGCCUUAAAUAAUUUAUUGGACAACGGAGAAAGAUUGUUGGAGGGUCGAGUUCAUGGCCCAGAAGCUCUUUUAGCGAGAAAAGAUGAAGUAUAUACGGGAAUUCAAGGUGGAGAAAUAGUCAAAAUAACUGCAGACCGAAUUAGGCAUGUAGCUAAAUUUGGGCCACCAUGUGAAGGAGUAUAUGAAGAAAGUAAAUGUGGUCGACCUUUAGGACUGGCUUUUGAUACUUUAGGAAACAAUUUAAUUGCAGCUGAUGCAUAUUAUGGUAUUUGGGAAAUUGAUUUGUCGAAUGGAAAGAAAAAAUUACUUGUAUCACCUAAUCAAGAGUUUGAUGGUACCGAUGGAAAAAAACGUAUGGGAAAAGUAUUUAACAGUGUAGCUGUUGCAAAAAAUGGAGAUAUUUAUUGGACAGAUUCGUCAUCUGAUUUCGCGUUAUCAGAUGGUAUAUUGGCUUCAUUUUCAAAUCCAUCAGGAAGACUUUUCCACUAUGAUCGUAGCAAAAAUGUAAGCAGUUUACUUAUUGAUGAGUUGCAUUUUGCAAAUGGCGUUGCCCUAAGUCCGAAUGAAGAUUUUGUAGUUGUUGCUGAAACUGUUUCAUCACGUUUAUUAAAGUAUCAUUUGAAGGGAUCAAAAAAAGGUCAAUAUGAAGUGUUUUUAGACGGAUUACCUGGUUUACCAGACAACUUAACACCUGACUCAGAUGGUUUAUGGGUACCCCUUGUGGCUGCUGCUGAUUCUGAACAUCCACAAAUAAUGCAAUUGUUGUCACCAUAUCCAAUAGUUCGAUUGUUUGUAGUUCGGUUUUUAGCGUUAAUCCAACUACCUUUUCGCUUCUUUAACAAUUUGAUUCCUAUACCUUUGGCUCAAAAAACUUUGCAUCUUAUUGGAAAUUUUGAAUCUGUAACAUUUCUUUAUCCCAGUCGUUCUACAAUUCUUCGCUUAGAUUGGAACGGAAAUAUUCUAGGUUCUUUACAUGGCUUUGACAGAUCAGUAGGUUUUGUCAGUCAUGUAUUAGAAUUAGAUGACAGUUUACUUCUGGGAUCACCAUUUAAUAAGUUUUUAGCAAGGGUCAAAUUGCCACGUGCUGCCCAAGUUAAAAUUCGUAAUGUUAGGUACGAAGGAGCGAUAGAUAUGGAACCAAUAGUUGUUGAAAGGAAACAACAAGCUCCCGAAGCCCAAAAAGCAGUGCCUUCUACAACCACAACCACCGCGAAGCCUACGACUACGACUACAAAGAACCCUUCAACUAAAACUCCGAAAGUGACUACCACACCUAAGCCUGUAACAUCUACACCGUCAAAUCCGAAAAGUUCAGAUACUGGUGCCAAAUCUGCUUCUCCAACUACAGCAAAGCCAACAACAAAUAAUCCAAAUGCUCGGGAAGAUCCAGCUCCUAUACUUGAAAAUAUACCAGUGGACGCAAAACCACCCAAAAAUGAAAAACUUAAAGUUAUAAAAAAAGGUGGCGUCCACGGAGAGUUAUAAAUUUUAUUUGUCGUUUGACAAUUUUUAUAUUAUUAAAAAUAUAGUGGCAUAAUAUUUACUAGUUAAUUGACCGAACAAAAAUGAUAAAUAGAACUAUAUUAUACAGUAUGUUUUUAGAUAAACUUUGGUUAAAUGUACAACAUGUUAAAAUGGCUUAAACUAGGUGUCGUUAUUAUCCCUUUGCUGCCUCAUAGCACUGGUACUGUUUACAUACACAUGAGUACGUUGAAAUUUAAACUGUGUUACACAACUCACCAUAUUGAUUUGAAUAUUAUCAUUCCUUUAUAAUUCUUAUACAAAUUGAUAUAUUUAUGAAUAAUAUAAAUUACAAAGUAUGUAUGUAUGUAUGUAUAUAAAAAUCUCACUUUUUGAAUAUUUUAUAAAUUUUUAAUUUACUUCUAAGUUAUUUUGUUUCGGAUUGAAAUUUUGCAUUUUUGUUUUUGUAUUUAAAUUUCUGAAAUAUUGAAAAAAAUUUCUUUAAAGGGUUUAAAUAAAAAUUUAUUGUUUUUUAUA